Molecule: messenger RNA, 328 nt
Organism: Staurois parvus
Lineage: Eukaryota; Metazoa; Chordata; Amphibia; Anura; Ranidae
Source: the annotation of a GenBank genome assembly
UACUGUGUGAGCUGUGAUUGGUCACAGCUUGUCACAUGGUACAAGGCUGUUGUGAAUAGCCUUGUACCAUGUGAUCUCUGCAAUCAUUCACAGAUUUCACUAGUAGUAAGCAAUGAUGUCAGGAAGUGACAGUUUACUACUAUUCAUAUGAUCACCGAUUGGCCAAUCACGCCGCCAUUCGCAUCCUCGGCUGUCAAUCACUGGGACUCAGCCGGUGAUUCACAGCCGGCAACUGGAGAUAGAUCUCCAAGGAUUUCUGACAGGGAAGAGACCUGUAUGUAAACAAUACAGAUCUCUACCCUGUCAGCUCCCUGCACACUGCUUUGUA